Messenger RNA from Triticum turgidum subsp. durum (durum wheat), 312 nucleotides. NCBI's taxonomy places the organism in Eukaryota, Viridiplantae, Streptophyta, Magnoliopsida, Poales, Poaceae. The record is from the annotation of a GenBank genome assembly.
AUGCUAACCAGUAAAUUGCCACACAUUUACAAGGACCCCGAAGUAUAUGACCCUGACCGGUUUUGUUCUGGUAGAGACGAUGAUAAAGUUGGUGGCAUAUUCUCUUACACAACUUUUGGUGGUGGAAGGCAUGUUUGCGCUGGGGAGGCCUAUGCUUUCAUGCAAAUUAAAAUUAUAUGGAGCCAUUUGCUGAGAAAUUUUGAACUCGAACUGACAUCUCCUUUUCCCAAGAUAGAUUGGAGCAAGUACGCAUUAGAGCAAAAAGGGAAAGUGAUGGUAAACUAUAAGAGACGCCAUCUGGCAAGCAACUAA